Molecule: messenger RNA, 2388 nt
Organism: Closterium sp. NIES-65
Lineage: Eukaryota; Viridiplantae; Streptophyta; Zygnematophyceae; Desmidiales; Closteriaceae
Source: the annotation of a GenBank genome assembly
AUGCGCCGGAGAGCUCCGCAGGCAUCAUCGGAGCGCGCCAAGCCCAGGAGGGCAAGGCGGCGAGUAGCAUGCCAAGCGGGUAGCGGGAAGUGGGAUGGAUCUGGAUCGGAGUUCCCGAACCCCGCGGACCUUCCGCCAAAGGCGGCGGAGGAGGAGGCGCGGAUGGAUGGGGAAAGCCGCGCGAAGAGGAUCCGCGCGGAGGCGAGAAAGCUGCGAGAGGAGGAGGCGAUUAGGCUGUACGAGGCUCCCGGCGCUGCGCCACGCAAGCUAGUCGAGGCGGCGGUGGCGGAGGAGAUAGGGGUGGGGGAGGGGGAGGGGGAAGGGGAGGGGAAAGAGGAAGGGGAACGACUGGUGAAGAAAGCGGAAGCUUCUAGGCAACCUGCCGCUGCAGUGGGGGGGAGCAGGGUGAUUCAAGGGGCUUUAAGCGAGGAGAGGGAGGAAGGAGAGGUGGAGGAGGUGGAGGAAGAGGAGGAGGGGGAAGUGGAGGAAGAGGAAGAAGAAGAGGAGGAACUAGAAGAAGGCGAGGUGGAAGAGGAGGAGGAGGAGGAGGAGGAGGAGGAGGAGGAGGAGGAGGAGGAGGAGGAGGAGGAGGAGGAGGAGGAGGAGGAGGAAGACGAGGAAGAGAUGUACGAGGAAGACGAAGAGGAGGAGGAGGAGGAUGAGGAGGAGGAUGAAGAAGAAGAGGAGGCGUCGUUUGACAUGCGGAUGGUGACGGCAAUGGCGGAGGCGGGCGAGGAGGGGGGCGCGGGCGCGCUCACUCUCGCGGAGAUCCUGGAGGACGCGGGGGUGGAGGCGCUGGACGUGGAUGGGGACCUGUCGGUGGAGAUCACUGGCAUUCAGGCUGACUCGAGGGAGGUGAAGCCAGGCGAUCUGUUUGUGUGUGUGGUGGGGCAGACCACGGACGGGCACAUGUACGUGGGGGACGCGGCAGAGAGGGGCGCUGCUGCUGUCGUGCUCUCACGCGGAGACGUGGAGGUGGACGAGCGCGUGGACGCCGUGGUGCAGGUGGAGGACACGCAAGCAGUGCUGUCAGCACUGGCAGGUGCAUUCUAUGACCAUCCAUCAGAGAAACUUGCCAUGGUGGGGUUAACGGGCACGAACGGCAAGACGACCACCACGUAUCUCAUCAAGAGCAUUUACGAGGCCAUGAAGGUGCCUGCAGGCCUUCUCGGCACCAUCAGCUACAAGAUCAAGGAUCAGGAGCUAGAGGCGCCCAACACAACCCCAGACGCCAUCUCCCUGCAGCGCCUCCUUUCACAGAUGGUGGAGGCGGGGUGCGAGGCGUGCGUGAUGGAGGUGUCCUCGCACGCGCUCACCCUGGGGCGAGUGGAGGACAUCGACUUCGACGUGGCCGUCUUCACCAACCUCACGCGCGACCAUCUGGACUUUCAUGGCACCAUGGAGGCGUAUCGGGAUGCCAAGGCCAGGCUGUUUGACGCCAUGACGGAUCCUACUCGCCACAGGAAGGUGGUGAACCUGGACGACCCCCACGCGUCCUUCUUCAUGGCACGUGGCGGGGCAGACGUGCCAACGGUGACCUUCUCGCUGGAGAACACACAGGCGGACGUGCAUGCCCUCGAGGUCGCGCUCUCGCUCUUUGAAACCGAACUGCUCGUGCGCACGCCCCGGGGCGACCUGGAGAUCUCUUCCGGGCUGCUGGGCCGCCACAACGUGUCCAACAUCCUGGCAGCGGUAGCAGUCGGCAUUGCCAUCAACGCGCCCUUAGAAGCCCUCGUGCGCGGGCUGGAGGAGGUGGACGCAGUGCCGGGGCGGGCCGAGCUCGUGGACGAGGAGCAGGCGUUUGCUGUGGUGGUGGACUAUGCACAUACUCCUGAUGCGCUCAGUCGCCUGCUGGACACUGUUCGAGAAUGCGGUCCGAGGCGAAUCAUCACAGUGGUGGGGUGUGGCGGUGACAGGGACCGGGGCAAGAGGCCGAUGAUGGCCAAGAUAGCAGCGGAGAAGAGCGACGUUACCAUACUCACGUCCGACAACCCUCGCACCGAGGACCCCUUGGGCAUAUUGGACGACAUGCUGGCAGGCGUGGGGUGGAGCAUGGAGGAGUACAUAGAGUACAACCAGGCGGGGUUCAUCCCCCCCCUGCCCUCGGGGAACCGCCUCUACGUGUAUGACAUCCGUGGCAUUGCUGUGCGCGCUGCCAUCGCCAUGGCUGAUGAUGGCGACGCUGUGGUGGUGGCGGGGAAGGGCCAUGAGACGUACCAGAUAGUGGGGCAGGAGAAGACGUACUUUGACGACCGGGAGGAGUGCAGAGAGGCGCUGCAGCAUGUGGACGAGUUGCGCACGCACUUUGACACCUCGCAGCUGCCCUGGAGGAUUCUUGACAUGAGUGACAUGAAGGUCAUACCCGAUCCAGAUGCCAAUGCAUAUUAG